Molecule: messenger RNA, 6199 nt
Organism: Rattus rattus (black rat)
Lineage: Eukaryota; Metazoa; Chordata; Mammalia; Rodentia; Muridae
Gene: Insyn2a
Product: inhibitory synaptic factor 2A
Exons: 4
Coding region: 2984-4396 (470 amino acids)
Biological process (GO): inhibitory postsynaptic potential
Cellular component (GO): postsynaptic density
Source: RefSeq, a predicted model, not a curated record
UCAAGGUUACAGGGCUGGGACCUGAUUUAAAAUGCCAUUCUGAUCAUAAAAGCUGGAUCACCCCCCCAUGAGGAGUUCAUAAAUAAGGGUACUGCGUUAUGAAGCUGCCGGUAAAGGCUGAACAGACAGUAAUCAUUGAACUCCGCAGAGGCGGAACAUGCUGGGUUUUACUAUUCAUGGUGUGCUAUUUCUUACACUCACAUCCUGUUGAAUGUUACUUUUCAAAGUUCAUAUUUAUCUCUGCAAUAUUUUUGCAAGCAUGAUUAGCAAACGUGCACAGAACAGCUCAAAGAGAAAAAAAUGGAAGUCUUGCCAUGUGCAUACCUUUCCAGAUAUUAAUUUACUGUCCCUGUUUACUAUCUACAGGAGAGGGUACUGCGGUCCAGGAUGGGUUUAUCAGAAUCGAAUUUGGUAGAGAAGAAGCCUAGCAUAACAGCAGGAUUUGGCAUAAAUUAUGUGAGCUAUAGAGUUUUGUUUUGUUCAUUAAAUUCAUCUUUUCCUUAAAAAGGUAGAGUGAUUUAAUUUUUUUAAUCUGAUUCAAAGACCUCUCUCUUUAAAGACAGGAUGUCCUUGAAGAGCAAAGCAUGUCUUGAAAUGACAACAGUUGCCAUGACUUUCCGUUUUAUUGUCGUGAUUGAGACACUGGGGUUUUGACAUAAAUCAGGUCCAUUAUUCCAUUGAGAACCAUAACUAGUGGUUAAGAUGCAGGCUAAUAAGGCACGCACUAGAAAGCUCCACAUGAGCCUUCAGGAGGCUCCAUGAACAUCCAGUCACCCUGUUACCUCAGUUUACCAUAGAGAACCCCUGUGUUGUCACAGUUAUUUUGCCCCAUGAAGAGACAAUUUUUGACUUUCUUUUUUCCAUUUGUAGAUAAAAAUUUAAGAGCUACAUAAAUAAAAGAAAGGCCUGUGAAGACAGGCAGGCAUCUCCAAGGAAAAGCCCGACACAGUGGAGUUCACAGAAAAUACAGAUACCAGGCUAUCCCAGUGAGAGGCUAGGUACUUAACCACAUUGCUAGAUAUUUGUAUCCUCAGGUUUGCUCCAAUCGCAUGGCUGCCUCACUGAGAGAGAUAGCUGCUGAACUCCCUUGUAGAAGCAGAGUAUUUGUGUUGGCCAGACUUCUUCUUGGGCAGUAAGAUUCAGAAAUGAUUGGAGGCACAGCGCCGUGUUCUCAGGACAGGCCUUGCUGUAGAAGGGCAGUAAUGGAGUCGCCAAAGGCCUUAAUUCCAACACUCUAGCCCAACCCACCAGACACCUAAGCAGAUGCAUAGCAGAGAAGCUCUUAACAGAUCAUCUAGGGCACAGCACCAAUUAUACAGAAUGGAGGUAGCUCUCAUCCUCCAGGGAAUGAGAGGCCAUAAGGGCUCCUAGACACAAGGACUGUUUCCACAGCUCCUUCGGAAAUGUGACAGCUGCGUUCAUCAGCCUACCCUUUGUAACUCCAGAGACCUGCAUUCUCUAACCCCAAAUUAGCUGACAUAAUUUAUGAUGUGGAACCUUCAUAUUUGAUUUUAAUAUUUCAUAGAAUUAUGGAGUGGUUUCAAUAUUUUAAAAGCAAAAUUUAAUAGGAUUGAUACGACGGGACAACACACAUAUCUCCAUGAAGUUCCGAGAUGCCUGGAGAAGCCUUUAUCCAAGCUUAAAUUAAUCUAUCUUUAUGUAAAUACAGUAAAACAUCCUGACCUUUAAUCAGUUCACUUUAAAAAGGUGUUUGUCUUAUACCUUGAGGACAGAAUACAAAUUUGUAUGAGUUACAGCUUUGUAUGGCCCUGGCAAAUUCACAUAAACAAGUUGUUUGGAUGAUGUCACAGACUAAGGCAUGGAGGGUUUGGGUUUGAACCUCUCAACCAUGUCUGGGGGAUGUAACUGUUUCCGUCCCCGAAGGCAGAAGGCAAGGAGGUGUCUCCAGGCAACCAAGCCCCUGGCCUCAGAUUAAGAAGCAGCAGAGAUGCCUUGGGUGGUCUCGGCCCCCUGGAUUCUAAGUCCAGCUUGAACUGGAGACUCGGUUCAAGCCAGGCAUAGGAGGAAAAAAAAUGAACUUGAAUAUAGAGAACGUCGUAGAAUUAGGAGACCAAGAAAGAGUUGUGUUUCUAAAUCACUUUGUAAACCUCUUGGAGAUGAUGCUGCUGCACAGGGAUCUGGGAAGCAUUUUCUCCGCAGUAAUCGUUUGGAUAUUGCUUUUGCAGAGUAUGGAGCUAAUGGCUUAGAGCACUGCAUAUUCCUAGAUAUGCCCAGUGACCACAUCAUCCUGGGAUUAGGAAGUCUGAGAGAGAAACAACUUAGAGAGAAGCUCAUCCACGUAGAAUGGACAUUCGCAGAAGUUCCACUGUCGUAACCACUGAAGAGACAGCGAGAGACAGUGAUCCUUAACAGUAUGUCAGAAUGCUCCUUCGAGUGAGCACCGAAGUUACUAUGGAAAAUUCCAGUUCGAUCUUUGAUAAUGUAGCCUAGGGCAUAAAGUGAAAGCAGCAAACUGCAGACCAGGAGGGGUGUUGAGGGAAAGCUGCAGAAGGCCAAACACAUCACAGGCAGCUUUGCAAAUGAAGGUUGAUUUCUCUCCACUUCAGUAACCCAGAGAAGCAACAGGGCAGGGUGAUGUUGUGGCCUUCCUGUCAGCUGCUGGGUAGAGGAAACUCUUUGAGGAACAGUAGACCCGUUGCCAUCUUUGUGUUUCCAGUGUAUAUCAUCAAGUGGCAUGGAUUCCCUCAUACACUGCUCUUCUGAAAUAUCCUAAACUGUUCAACCUUCCCUCUUUAAAAUCUCCCUCACCUAUUUUCAGCAGUUGGCUUCUAGACAGCUCGUAGAAUCGGCAGUUUGCUUCCUGAGAUCUGCUUAUUUUUCUAGUGUUUUUAGCAAUUUUGGAAAUUGACUGGAACUACAAAGGCCGAGCUCUCAGAAAGGAGUGGACACAGGCAAGGCAAACAGAUAUACAAAUGGCAGACAGGACCAAGGAGAAGAUGUUCAAGUCUGAAGCAAAGGCACCAUGGUCAGCAAGGACACUGGCAGAUGCAUACUCACGACACCAGAGCAGGAAGUGGAGCCCGCCGCCUGCCUGGCCCUGGAGAUGAGAUACGCCCUGGACCCCAACCGGCAGAUCAAAAAGCGUAACAAAGCCCUGCAGGUGCGCUUUAAGGAUAUCUGUGAGGCCCAGAAUGAGCAGAGAGACACACAGUUGUCUUCGGGACCUCUGGGGGAGAAGCGAGAGGCCAAGGCUGUGUCCUGCAGGGUGGCAUAUCGUAAGUAUAUGACGGUGCCCGCACGCCGAUCCAUUCCCAACGUCACCAAGAGCACCGGUGUUCAGACCUCACCGGACCUUCGCAAGUGUUACCAGACAUUCCCGCUGGACCGCAAGAAAGGCAGUCUCAAAGGCCUGCCGGCUGCAGAUACCUUCAAAAGCCAGAACAAUGGGUUUCUAGCAGAUUCAAAAGAGAAGAGCGAGGCAGGGCCCACAGAGGACCCUCGGCCUUGCAGCGCAGGAAGGAUUCACAAGACCACAGCAUUGGUUUUCCAUUCCAACGAACACGUGAAUGCGCUGGACCAGCCCUCUGGGGUCAACUGUGCAGAGCUCUGCAAGUCUCCGGAUGUGCUUGGCUACCCUGAGGCUCUUUUGCAGAACUCUCGGCCUCCCUCUGAGGAGCCCAUCCACCAACUGCAGGGGAGAGCUAAGCCUGACAGGGGCACCCUGGACUCAGAGGAACCCACUCCACUCACCCAUGGAAGGGUGUUUAAGACAGAGGUCGCCACUGUGUAUCCGCCUGCCAAAAGCACUAGGGCCCCUGAGCCUGGCUUGUCAAACUCUGCUGCUGCCAGCCAAUGGUCUCUCUGCCCUACAGAGGAGGAGCAGAGGCGGGCCGCCCACCUCAAUGGGCUGCAGGCAUCCACAGGCUCGGCUGUGGCCUGCUCAACCCCGGUGCAGUGCCUGUCCCCAGAAUGUAGCGAACAGCCCCUGCAGAACCAGCCUAGCCCCACAGCUGGGGUAGGGGAUGAAGAACGCCAACAAAUUGUGCCUCACACAGAAGUGGUAGACCUCAAGGCCCAGCUGCAGGUGAUGGAGAACUUAAUCAGCUCCAGCCAGGAGACCAUCAAAGUGCUGCUGGGAGUUAUUCAGGAGUUGGAGAAAGGAGAAGCCCAUCGGGAAGGGCUUUCAUAUCGGACGGGGCAAGACACAGCUAAUUGUGACACGUGCAGGAACAGUGCAUGUAUUAUCUAUAGUGUGGAGCUGGAUUUUAAGCAACAAGAAGACAAACUGCAGCCCGUGCUGAGAAAACUGCACCCUGUCGAGGAAACUCAGGUCAUCCCUUCGCCUUACACUCAGGAGGCUCACUCCUCCACGCCCAAGCAAAAAUCCAAAACUGAGUCCAAAAAGCACGGAAGGUGGAAACUCUGGUUCCUUUAAUCUCGUGGGCUUGGGAAGACCCAGACUGUCUUUUAAACCCACUGGAAUUUAAGUGAGUCCUUUUCCGAAACGGAUAGGAUCAAGGGAACUGCGGUGCCAACGCGUGCUCCCUGCUUCUCGCCCUGCGUACCAAAAAGGCCUUCGCACCAACAGAUAAUUAGCAGCAAGGGAGUGACUGUCACCCCUUGCCAGCUGUCCUUUGCAGUCCACUGGUAUGGGGUAUAAAGUCUGAAAUAAAACUCACGUAGUUAAAGAUAAGGAAUAACUCUACCCCCGACAGUGCCCCUUGCCUAAGAAGGAGUGUUGAGAUACCAGUGUCCCACACGGCAGGCUGUCCUGGUAGCCGGUGGGACCUCUCACUAUUUUGGCUCUCUACUAUUAUUUAUCUUUAAGUGAGAAGAGAAAGCAAGCCUCGAGUUGGCAAAGGACUUCAUUUUUACCUUUCAUUAUGAAAUAAGCAGGGGCGAGUGCAGUUUUCAGCACAUUCAAUUCCGGAGAAAGCACAAUUUUUUUUUUCAAGUGGUCGGAGACCAUGAAUAAUCUCGAAAAAUGUGACUCUAUGUAUAUCUGCCUUCGUGUGCUGUAGCGCUAAGCCAAGUGACCACAUCUCAGUGUCACAUUGACACCACAGAUUUAGAACCCUCUUCAUCUCCAGGUGGACGACAUGUUUACUGUUCAUUUCCCAAAUGGCCAGCAGCCAGGAACCACUCCCACCCCCACCCGAGUCAUGAUAUGCCUUCAGUCAUUGCAAGCUGACAGGGUCAGAGCUACUGGACACUAAGCUUUCUUAGAUGUUGUUUUUAUUCUUUGGGUACCCAAAGGCCAAAUGAUGAAUCUGGCAAGAAUUGGAAAGCAGACAGAGAUACACAGUGGGUGACAUAGUUACCUAUAAAUCACGGGUACCUGGGCUGCAGCAGAAAGCAUUGGUUCGUUUGUUUGUUUGUUUAUUCAUUCAUUCAUUUAUUUUAUUUAUUUAUUUAUUCAUUCAUUAUUUAUCUCUGAGCGCAUCCAGGUAUUUUAUACAGUUCUUUAUGCUUUGUCUCUACUGGGCGAGAUCUGACCAUCACAGAAAGAAACAGCCUGUUUCCCUUAGCUGCUACCAAUGGCCAAACUUACCAUCACCUACAUUUAAGCAAUCAGUAACCUGUAUUAAAUGGCAUACUUAGGGGAAAGCUGUGAAUCAAAUGGUUUUAGGAUUUUAAAAAACCCACUGUAUAAUUGAGAGUUCUCUCUUGCUUACACAUGACCACAUAAACCUCCAUCCCCUUGUUUUGUUUUGCUCAUUUCUUUGCACCUUUACAAGUAUCUUUUUUAUAGAAACCAAAAUCCUCUUGUGCACUAAUGACGUCUCUCAGUAUUCUGCUUCUCCUGUAGGAAGUAGAGGGUCUUCUUUGGCCUUUUGUUUUUUCUUUUUGUAUAACAAUGUUUUGAAUUGUUUGUGGGCGUACCAGAAAAACCUAGUGUUUGGUGUUGGUCCAGCACUUUCGGCUGGAACUGCACGCUGAUGGCAGCCUGGCAGAUGAGACUGCAAACUUGCAGCGGCUCUGUAUUGGGAGAGGGUCAUGACCUUCUUUGGAUGGGUAGGAGCUAGGGCUCACCACAUGCUUUUCCUCAUUUAGUUCUAAAUAUUUGGAUUAUACAACAAGCUUUAAAAGAAAAAAAAAAAGCUAAAAGUAUAUUUUGUGUGAAUCCUCUUUGGGGACUACUCAAACCACACUAGAGGUAUGCUUAUUUAAAAUGCAAGGACAGGUGCAUGCAUGCGUGCACGCACAAAAUACACACACACACACAAAUACACACACA